Messenger RNA from Ixodes scapularis (black-legged tick), 1830 nucleotides. RefSeq names its product cytochrome P450 3A14-like. The coding region runs from base 42 to 1571 and encodes 509 amino acids. Gene Ontology annotation, molecular function: oxidoreductase activity, acting on paired donors, with incorporation or reduction of molecular oxygen; monooxygenase activity; heme binding. The record is from RefSeq and is a predicted model, not a curated record. NCBI's taxonomy places the organism in Eukaryota, Metazoa, Arthropoda, Arachnida, Ixodida, Ixodidae. The transcript is spliced from 14 exons.
CUCGUCCUAAAACCUGAAGUGCUGGCAAAAAAAAAAAAAAGAUGUAUGCCGUUGCUGCCUUGUUUACCGUUCUGAUCAUUCUUGGAAUCAUACUCUUAAGAUGGAGACAGAAGACCUUUUCUUACUUCAAAGACAUUGGAAUUCCUGGACCCAAACCAAACCUGAUUUGGGGAAACCUUAGGGAAUACCACGAAAAGGACUUAUUCCAGGCUGUGAAAAAAUGGUGCAAGCAAUAUGGCGAUAUAUUUGGCUUCUACAAUGGAGAUGUUCCAAUGCUCGUGGUGCGGGACUUUAAAUUUCUGGAGUACGUCUUUGUCAAAAACUUCUCCAACUUCACUGGCCGUGGCGUAACUAUGAGGACCGACCAGAUGCACCCAGUCGUUGGGCGAGGUUUGAUUCACGUAAAGGGCUCCGAGUGGAGGAACAUACGCUCCUGCAUCACUUCCGGUUUUACCGGACUCAAGAUCAAGCUGAUGAUGGAUCACUUCACUAAAGUUGGCGACGUGUUCAUGGAUGUGCUCGGCGAGAUAGCCGACCAGGGCAAAGAGGUAAACAUGCUGGAGCCGUUCCAGCGACUCAUGAUGGACUACAUCGGUCGGGCAGCGUUCGGGAUCGACACCAGUUUUCAGAAGGACCUGAAGAAUCCAUUUUUCCUCACGGCGCAGCGAACAGUAAAGGAAAUCAUGACCGGACCCUUCCACAUGCUGGCCCAGUGCACAACCUCGUUUGGCAUUCUGGCUGCUCCGAUUUUUUGGCUGAGCCGGAUAUUUGGCAGUUUUUCACAUCAGGAUUUCGGUGAAGAGACGGCGAAGGUCAUUGAGCUCCGUAAAAAACACCCAGAGCUACGAAGGAAUGACAUGCUCCAGAAUCUCAUCGAUGCGGAGUACGAGGAGCUGGCAUCGACGCAGACAUCCUCGGGUGUCAGCAAGACCAGGGCAUUAUCUUCGAAAGAAGUUAUCAUGAACACAAAUAUUCUAUUUCUAGGAGGCUUUGAGACAAGUGCAACCGCCCUGUCUUUCAUUACGUAUGCUCUCGGCAAGUACCCGGAUGUUCAGAAGAAGGUUAGGCAGGAAGUCAAGAAUGUGCUCAACGAGGGUGGGUCGCUGGACUACGAGACAGUCACAAAAAAACUAAAGUACAUCACGCAGGUUAUCGACGAGGCAAUGCGAAUAUGGCCACCCGCUCUCACGUUUACCACGAGGCAGGCAAAGGAAGACUUCGAGUACCAGGGCAUCAAAUACAAGGCCGGCACAAGCAUCAUGUCUCCACCAUUUGUGAUCCACAUGGACGAGAGGUUUUUUCCAGAUCCCACGAAGUUUGACCCUGACAGGUUCAGCGAGGAGAACGAAGGCCGUAUCCCGAAGUUGGCUUUCCAGCCUUUCGGAAUGGGACCCCGAAACUGCGUGGGAACCAGGCUUGCUUAUGUCGAGCUCGCCUACACUGUGGCCAGGAUGACGCAGCACUUCCAUUGGGAACUCGGCGAAUCACAGAAGAGAGAAAUGCCCAUUGGACAGUACGGCAUGGUAUCGACGCCGGGAAGAGGACCUUGGAUUGUCUUCCACAGACUAUGAACACUGCAACUCGCCAACGACCAUCCCUUUUCUCCGUUGCGUCCAUACGCCGAAAUUAGCUCAGUGGCAGAAGCUACAAGUCAUGUGACUGUGUUACAUAUGUUACCACGCGGCAUCGGCGGUACUAACAGAACCGAGCCCCAGAUUCGAACCUUAUGGGAAAAGACCCGCAAGAGACUGCAGUCAGCGAGGACCAUUACGGACGAGCUCCUUUAUUAUCCUUUUGUUUCAUUUGUGACAAUAAAAUUUUUUCUCCGAC